Molecule: messenger RNA, 2138 nt
Organism: Mirounga angustirostris (Northern elephant seal)
Lineage: Eukaryota; Metazoa; Chordata; Mammalia; Carnivora; Phocidae
Gene: CD58
Product: CD58 molecule
Exons: 7
Coding region: 230-1171 (313 amino acids)
Cellular component (GO): cell surface
Molecular function (GO): signaling receptor binding
Source: RefSeq, a predicted model, not a curated record
AAGCCACUCUGAAGGAAGAGCUCCGCAGAGCGGACGGGAGGCGGCGGAACGGCCCUGGGGACUUGCCUGCAGAGGAAGCAGCGGCGGCCGGAGCCCCGUGAGGGGCGGGGCCAAGGCGGCGCCGGGGGCGGGGCAGGCCCCGGGGUGGGGGAAGGACCGCGGGACGCUGCUCCAGAACUUACCAGGACUCCCCCGCGCAGUCCGGCCCUAGAGGCCCGCCGGACGCGCCAUGACCGCCGGGAGAGCCUGGGGCUGGGCCGCGGGGGUCCUCGGCGUGGUCUGCCUGCUGCUCCAGUUCGACUCCAUCAGCUGUGAUCCCCAGAGGAUGUUUGGAAUUGUGAACGAGAGCAUAACUUUCUCUGUAGCAAGGUCCGUACCCUUUACAGAGAUCAUGUGGACAAAAAGUAAGGAUAAAGUCAUCGAAUGGGAAGCAGGCUCUCCCGUCCACAUUUUCCCACCUUUUGUAGGUAGAGUUCAUUUAGACACCAUGUCAGGAAGCCUUACCAUCUUUAAUCUGACAUCAUCGGAUGAAGCUGAGUAUAGAAUCGAAUCUCCGAGCUUUGGUGACAUCUUGUUCACUCUGACUGUGAUUGAUCCUCUUCCAUCUCCAACACUAAAUUGUACCUCAACUGCUGAAGACGUUACAGUCCGUUGCAGGAUCCCGGAAUCUUACAACCACACAGAAUUUUUAAACUACUCAUGGAAUUGCUUUUCAGCACUGUGUGAAAAUAGCUCCGAUCCAUCUGAAGUGUUGAUUAAGAAGAAAAAUGAUCUCUCACAGGAAGUACAGUGUAUUGUUAGCAACCCAUUGUCCAAACAGACAUCAUCGCUUGCUUUAGCAACCUGUGUCCCAAACGGGCAGUCAAGGCACAAUUUUGUGAUUUUACCAGCAGUAGUCCUCGUAGCAGGAGUGGCAUUUUUUUUGCUGUUUGGAAAAGGUUGUCUGAACUGUGGCAGAAACACAGAGAGAACCGAGAAAGAGGCCAGAAGUGGCAGGAAUUCCGACGGUUGGUGCCUGGAAGAUGGUGGCCCCACCAGGUGUACGGAGGAGUCAGGCGCGGCUCUGGCUUGGGAAGCUGGCUGCUGGCCGGGACACGCCCAGGUUACCAGGGAGGCCGGCGGUGGCAGGAGGCCAUGCGGAGGGGGCUGGAGAGGGGGUGAGCAACGGUAGGUGAGAUGAGGAACAGGUGUGCCAGCAGGGAAGUGGGGAGAGAAAGACGACAUGGUGGCUAUUACAGAUUGGCGGCAGGAAGCAUGAGUGCGAGGGCAGGGCGAGAUUCCCGGUGGGGCUCUGCUGAGACCCAGCUGGUGACAGCAGAGGAGCGCCAUCAGAAGCAUGACUGCCGACGUCAUGCAAGGCAGGCUGUGAGCCAGAGGUGAUGGAGCAUCCCAGAGCUCAUGCCCUCGCCGGCUCCGUGAAAACGGAGGUUACUGCAGUGAGGUCAGGCACUGUGUUAGUUGAUGGUUUGAGAUCAUGUUCCCAGGGAGGCCUGACAUUGUGUGGGAUUCAGAGAAGGGAUACGUUAGGGCUCCCACCCUGGAGCAGCUUGUGGGCACACUGGAGAGAGAGGACGAGAACAUAAACAGAUAGAAGGGCGGAGGCACGGGGUAAUGGGCCAGAAUGUGUGGUGGGGAUGGUCAGGGCUGGGCAGCCAGCCGAGGGGAGGUAAAGAGGCCAGAAUCAUCAUGAAGACUCUGAGCGGGGGAGGAUGGGAGCUGGAUCUUCAGAGCAGGGGUGGAGUGGAAAAGGCAUUCUAGCCGGGAGAAGCAGCAGAGGCAAAGACAUGGAGGGGAGCUAAACCUCGUGGUUUAUUUGACGGAGAGAUUGGCCUACUUAGCAUCAAGGUGAGCAAGUGGCAGAAGAGUGAAGUCAGGGGCAUGAAGAUAGAACGAUAUGGGAAUAGGGAGCCAUUGUAGGCUCUUGAGCAGGAGAGUUACGAAAAGCAUGAAAAGCACUGCUUUGGGAUAAUGAGUCUAGGAAGGUAAAAAUGACAUCUGAGGGUGACGUCCUGGGGAGAAACCUGGGUAGCUUGGGGCUGGGUGUGGGAGCUCACAUUUCUUGGUGUAUUUUUGUUUACUCUUCAGAUUUUGUACUUUGUGUAUUUACUACCUAUUUAAUAAUAAUUUUUAAAUUUAAA